GAAAAGUAUCUUCACUUCGACGGGUUUCGUACUAUUCGACCAAAAUCCACAUUCCAAGUCGAAGGCGUGCGCGCAGCGCGGUGCGCCCCCGUACUCUGCACUGAUUUCAGGUCAGAGCAUGAUGACGACGGCGACGAGGAGGUGGUGGAAGCGGCGCGAUGGCAGCGACGACGCCGACGACCUCGUCCCCAUGGACACCCAAGAGCAGGAGGAACUGGUCCGGUCGCUGGAGCAGAAGCAGACGCACGAGAGCCGCCGUUGGAGGCGCGUGUUUGCGGGGUUCCUCCUUGGUUAUGCGGCCUUUCUCGUGUACUCCAGCUUCCACCAUGCCUGGUCUCCCUGGGAGCUGCGAUAUCAUGCUUACUUUAUGGAAGAUAUGCCUGCGCCGAUGGUCAUAAUUGCAGAUUGGGUAGCUGCCAUUGCAUGUUUAUUUGCAGUUAAGGGUCUAGUACUAUCAUCAAGCUCCUCCAGGAAGUGGAUGUGGUAUUCAUUCUAUGUAGGCAUGGCAGUUGCUGUCUUCUGGACAUACUACCUCUUGAAAUUACCAAGAAUACGAUGGGAUGCGGUGUGGCUUCCCUUUGGCCCUUUAAUUGCUUCUACAUUGAGCCUCUAUAUUGACCAUACGCUUCUAAAGUCAAUGCAAGAUAUCAGUACAUUGAGGAGCUAUAUGUACAACUUCAAGUCCCUGUAAUGUCGAGCAUAUGAUUGUUCUUGAUCUUGCAGUUAGCUCUUUUUGGAAAUGGGAAGAUCUUGCUCUUAGCUCUACAUGGGCGGUUGAAACUUAUGUUCUGUCACUUUCUUUAUCAUCUCCUGUUCUCUCCCUCCCAAAACCAUCAUGUCAAAAUUCUAAUAUACUCAAAUUGCAUCAGUUUACCAGAGUAGUUUGUGUACUUGAGAAUUGUCAGGUCUCCUAACAUACGGAAUGCUGAUAUGAAUCAGAUACCUUUGUAUUUGUAUGGCUAUACUCUUAUCAUUGUCACUUGCGUACUUUUCAUAUGACACUCGGUAUUGAAGAUCUUUUUUGCUGAAA
Messenger RNA from Brachypodium distachyon (stiff brome), 1030 nucleotides. RefSeq lists its product as uncharacterized. The record is from RefSeq and is a predicted model, not a curated record. The transcript has 7 exons. Lineage: Eukaryota; Viridiplantae; Streptophyta; Magnoliopsida; Poales; Poaceae. The coding region runs from base 119 to 691 and encodes 190 amino acids.